UCAACACCUAAGGCUAAAAUGAAGAGGGCAUUAUUUUCCAAAGGUGGUUAUCAACAAAAACUCCCAACCACGGCUUUCUUCAUCACCACCACUUACGACUUCUCCAUGGCUAUUGCUGACGAAGUUGUCGCAGAGCUCGAGACCUUAGUACGAGUCUACAAAGACGGCUCGGUGGAGAGAUGCCAAGCUCCGAUUGUCCCACCGCCGCUCCAAGAUCCUGAAACCCGUGUCUCAUCAAAAGACAUCACCAUCUCUGCAAACCCUCGGCUCCCAUCUCCGCCAGAAUAUACCUCCCCAACCUAUCCGAUCCUUCCCGCCAAAAGCUCACCGUCCUCGUCUACUUCCAUGAGCAGGUUGGUGCAUCACGCCAAAGUGGUGGCUGUCUCAAUUGAGUACAGGCUAGCUCCAGAGCACCCUCUUCCUAUUGCUUUUGAGGAUUGUUGGGCCCGGCUCCAAUGGGUCGCGGCCCAUUCUGGCCCAAAUGUGAUUUCCGAGGAGCCCUGGUUGUCCUGCGCAGAUUUUGAACGGCUUUACCUUGGCGGUGACAACGCCGGAGCUUCCCUCGCUCACUACGUAGUAAUGAGCGCCGGUAAAGAGAGCUUACCCAACAAUGUCAAGAUCAGCAGAGCCUUCUAUACCCAUCCCAAGCUGGAGGGCAUUAGUGCUGUUGGGGUGGCAAUCUCUGUUCCUGUUUUGAACGGUCUUUCAAUCCACGCCUCGUCCUCCCCAGAAACUGAAAGUCAUGUGGAACUUCUGGUUAGUGCAUCACGCCAAAGUGGUGGCAGUCUCAUAGAAUACAGGCUAGCUCCAGAGCACCCUUUCCCUAUUGCUUUUGAGGAUUGCUGGGCCGGGCUCCAAUGGGUCGCGGCCCAUUCCGGCCCAAAUGGGAUUAACGAGGAGCCCUGGUUGUCCUACGCAGAUUUUGAGCGGCUUUACAUCGGCGGUGACAGCGCCGGAGCUUCCCUCGCUCACUACGUAGUAAUGCGCGCCGGUAAAGAGAGCUUACCCAACAAUGUCAAGAUCAGCAGAGCCUUCUAUACCCAUCCAUACUUCUGGGGUUCAGAGGCCGUCGGUUCUGAACCCACUGAAAACCGCGCGAAGCUACUGCCGUACAAGGUGUGGAUAUAUCUGUACCCGACAGUGCCGGGUGGGAUUGACAGUCCGAUGACAAACCCGGUGGCACCAGGGGCGCCGUCGCUCGCCGGACUUGGGUGUUCGAAGCUGCUGGUGAGUGUUUCGGAGAAGGAUAUUCUGUGGAGCAGGGGAAUUUCGUUUUACAAUGCGGUGAAGGAAAGCGGGUGGAAAGGGGAAGCGGAGUUGAUUGAAGUUGAGGGAGAAGGCCAUGCGUUUCACAUUGUGAAUUAUGAGUCUGAGAGUGCCAAGAAAUUCAUAGUUCGCUUGGCUUCUUUUCUCAAGUAAAUUGGUGGCAAUGUGUCAUCAUCUUGCCUUUUAACUUUCAGU
Messenger RNA from Rubroshorea leprosula, 1461 nucleotides. NCBI's taxonomy places the organism in Eukaryota, Viridiplantae, Streptophyta, Magnoliopsida, Malvales, Dipterocarpaceae. The record is from the annotation of a GenBank genome assembly.